This is a messenger RNA of Leishmania mexicana MHOM/GT/2001/U1103, 1326 nucleotides long. RefSeq lists its product as hypothetical. NCBI's taxonomy places the organism in Eukaryota, Euglenozoa, Kinetoplastea, Trypanosomatida, Trypanosomatidae. The record is from RefSeq and is a predicted model, not a curated record. Bases 1 to 1326 code for a protein of 441 amino acids. The transcript has a single exon.
AUGCCGUCGUCACUGACAGCAGCUGCACCGCCGGGUGCGGCGACUGCGACUCUGUGCAGUGUGGCUGUCGAUGCGCCACCGAGCCACGCUACUCUUGCCCCAACGUCAGCGUCCAGCUGGCUGGACGCUGACCCUUGUCGUUGUCUUAGCAGCAGUGGCGACGCCGUCGAGUGCAUCCCCUCUUACGAGAUGCUACUUGGCGCCAUUCGUGGCGCACACACGCCACAAGGACCGCCUCCGCUGGAAGGUGCCCGCUCGUGCUCGCGGUCAUCCAGCAGCAGCGACGCCAGCCACGGCAACCUGUUCCCUUCGCGGGCAGCAGGGGGUGGGGGGUGGCAGUCGUGCCUUGACCCCACCCGCGGUGGUGCGAGCUUCCAAACAGGGGCCUCGACGCCGCCUGCGCCGAGUGCGAAGCGGCGGUUCAGAGACAGCGAGGCGGAGGACGGAGGCAGCCGAGCUGACUCCUGUUCUUCAUGGCCGCAAGCGAAGCGCCAGCGUGGCGGAGAAGCCACUGUUGACCGCCUCACCGGUGCCCUCCCUGCUCCUCCUAUGCAAGAGGGAGGCAUGCGUGACCCAGGCGGUGCGGCCAGCAUCUGCGGUGGCGGCGACGUGGAUGCCCGACCGACUCUUCAUGCGUUCUCCUCCGAGGACGACGGGGACCCUUGGAGCGCGCGGGGCGGCGUUUGCGGCUUCCUCACCCCGCUGUCGACGAAGCUGCUGUGCCUACCUCCCGUGGCGUUGAUGCCGCUGCCGCCAUUACAGCAUCUUCACGCGCGUGCGUGCCGUCCAGCGAGUUUGCUUGAUAGAGAGCAUGCUGUACCGGCUUGGCAGGUACUGGCCUCGGCGCCAACAACGGCUGAGGAGGAGCAGAGGGAGGGACUUGGCCGUGUCGCGUCGACAUCCAGCAACACGACUCUGUAUACCCCUGCCCGGGGCAACCUGCACCUUCGCAGUGCCGUUGACGACGCCAUCGUCUAUUCGCCACUGACGCUGGAUGACAUCAGUCCCAUUUUGUGUCUCUCCGAGGAACGACUUGCGCACCGUCGGAUGCGCGUGGUGGAGUUCGACAGGCGCCCGUCAGCCGAGGUGGACGACGAGGAGCACCGAGCGGGCGAAGCGUUUGUCGGAACAUCGCCGUCGACUCCACCUCAUCCAUUUCGUGCGCUGACACCCGGCGAGAGUCGUGGGGACGAGGAGGACAUGAGCGGUAUUGCGCCGGAUCUGCCCACCCAGUACUCCGCAGGCGGCGCCUGCUUUCUUCAUGAGGAGGCACUUCGGCUGCUCACUGUCACGUGCGAGGACGAACAUGGCCAUCUGCUGCAGUGA